Amoebophrya sp. A120 is the source of this 2113-nucleotide messenger RNA. The record is from the annotation of a GenBank genome assembly. NCBI's taxonomy places the organism in Eukaryota, Dinophyceae, Syndiniales, Amoebophryaceae.
AGGCAUUAACACUUGAAUAAAACACGAGGUCUCUCGAGUUCCGACUGCAGCGCUCUACUCAGUCAUACUUGUUUUGCGUACACGAUAUAUUACACAUCUUCACCGAGUCUAGUGCAAGGCACACAACGACGUUUUGAAUCUAACUUGAGUUAUUUGCAGAUCUUCUUCGCUCAUGCUCAUCUACAUCUUACUUCCGAUAGAUCGCCUACGCCUCGAUUACUUUUUCCUGCAGAUUUGUUUGUACCAGGAAUAAUUGCGGAUUGCAGAAGAGGAGGCUUUUGUUCAAAUUUUGGUUUGUUUGUUUGUUUGUGGUUACUUAUGCAGGAAGGUGGUGCCGCUGCCAACUACCACGCGAAUCUACUUGCAUUCUUUUCGCAUUUUUUUUUACAAGAAAAACAAAAAUAAAAAUACUUACAGGCUAGUCGGGUUUGAGAUAAACAAAACGGAAACCUUAAAAACUUACGCAAUUUGCUAGUUACUUACUAAAAAGACGAGAGUAAAGGAUCGGGACCUGUGAUUUUUACCGGCGACCUGAUAAAGAAAUAAUUUUUUUUGUGGCGUAAGUAAUUUCAAAACAAGUAAAUUGAGUUGUUCAAAUACAAGAAAUUGUCCGUUUGCUACCACCAGUCUGACGUCUAAAAGGUGAACCGUUGAAAGUAGUAUAGAAACUGAGUAGCAUAAGCAUCCUUGCCUGCUCUCGAAUUACUUUGACACUUUUAUUUCGAGAUCGAAGUAGCAAUCUUUUUUUUGUUAACUCAUCAAAAAGCCAGCAUAACCAAUACAGAUCCCUAGGAUGUUGAAGCGUGACGGCCGUUGGGGUUCUUGCACGUUUUCUUGUGGUGCGCCGCUUCUCAACUCGAUGCGAGUGGCCGCGACUGCCCUUCUGUUCUUCCUUGUGGCCGAGGACCUCAAUACCAGUCGAUCCGGAGGUAUACUAUCUCCUGUUCGUGGGCUCCGGGUGAAACCACGACGCCAGACCACGAGGACCCCAAAUGCUGACGGUGGCGACAGGUCUGUUGCAAUUGGGAAGGAGGUGAAGUGGUUUUGCGACAAAUGGAAGCUGUUCGCUAAAAUCGCAGACUUUGGGUGGACGCGCCACGACAUCACUGGGUCGCACCAUAAAUUCGUGAAGACGGGACGGUCGCCGAUCAUCGUGGCCGUGCACGACAAACAGGGAAUCCGCAGCGAUGUUGCCCGGAACGUCCUGAAAAACUUGCGCGCCCGGGAGCUAGAGUACGAGACUCGCCAGGCCGCGGGCGUAGGUGAGCCGGAGGAACAGGCAGAACAUGCGGGUCCGCAGCACGACAGCGGGCGCGGUCUGCGGAAAGAGGAACGGAAAGCCAUGAUGGAGCAGCUGCGACAGUUGAUGGCGCGUGGCGCCCUGGAGAAGGAAGUAGGAGCAGUGGCGUCCGUAGCCGACCCGGACGCGCUUGCGAGAGUGCGGGCAGAAGCCGUACGAGCUAAACAGGACGUAGAAAAAAAGAAGAAACAAGAGCUGGAAAAAUGGUUGGAGUUUGUGCAAAAUUUGAUGAAUGAGCAACGACGGUUCACAACGGCGCUGUACGUCCUCGUGCACUACCUUGGUGGCAAGCGGGACUUUUUUGCGAAAAAGAGGGAUGAUUCUCCUGGGGGGGAGCUAGAUUUUUUCGUAAGCCAGUCUUGGGAGGAGAAACUGAAGAAGGGACCCACCAGGAAGUUGUCCUUUCAGGGAUUACACAUUUCGCUAGCUCCUCCACAGGGGGCUAUGUGUUCACUAGGGAAAGCACAUUCCUCAGGAGAAUCAAUGUGUGUAAUCCCCUGUGAACACAAUGUGUCCCCUGUAAUUCCCCCAGGAGGGAAAGCACAUUCCUCAGGGGAUGAUUCUCCUGGGGGGAAAUGUGUUCGUACAAUCCUGAAAGAUGAACAAAACCAUGCAAGAACAGAGCCAAAACUAUGCAGACAAAUUCUGUUCAGCGAAAUUUCGCUCUUCCAAAUUAUAUUCAAUCCAGCUCGUUUCCUGCUUCGAUUUUCAAUCCAGCUCGUUUCCUGUAUAAAAGCGGUUUUUGAUGGAGCUCCCUCGCGGUCGUGGUUCCUGUUUCUUGAAACAACCAAGGCAAACAGGCUUGCAAGCUGA